This is a messenger RNA of Caenorhabditis remanei, 1299 nucleotides long. RefSeq lists its product as uncharacterized. The transcript is spliced from 3 exons. The record is from RefSeq and is a predicted model, not a curated record. Bases 1 to 1299 code for a protein of 432 amino acids. Lineage: Eukaryota; Metazoa; Nematoda; Chromadorea; Rhabditida; Rhabditidae.
AUGCACUCAGGAACUGAAAGCUAUUAUUUCUCUCAUGAGUUACAUAUGAAUCUGUACUCCUUGACUACUCUUUUCCUCUUACCGGCCUUUUUGUACGCCGGACCUUCCUGUCCAGCCGGAUUCUCUAUGCUCAACCAAAAUAAAUGUAUAAAAGUGUACACAUCCAGUGCAAAACGUUCGGAUGCAACAACUCAAUGCACUUCUCUAGGCGGGACACUGGUCACUAUCAAGAAUGCUAUCGACAAUCGUGCAAUUUCCACAAUAGCCGCCAGUGCAGGUCUUCAAAAUAUUUGGAUCGGAAUCUAUUGUUAUAACUUUCACAAUGUCACAUGCUACCACGAUGAUAGCACAGGAGUCAUAUCUUACAAUAGUUUUCGUCCUGGUUACCCAAAAGAAGCUUAUGAUAUUGGUCAAAGCGUAUACAUGCAAACGAAUGGUGCGGAAUGGCAUACUGGUUACAGGGAUCAGAUGAGUCUCCCAUUCCUGUGCGAACUUCCGACUACGGUUGCCGACCCCAACUGCACUCACAACUACAACGGUUACUGCUACCUACCAUCCCAUGAAAUCCCUGGAAUUGAUUCCAGUACCACUUACUCAAAAGCGCAAGCCAUUUGCAAUGCAAACUCUGCCAAUCUCGCUUCAAUUCACUCCAAACAAGAAGUCGAUUAUAUCAAAAGUAUCUACACGAAUCCAAAUGAAAUUUCCCAAAUAACUCUGGGAGCUGAGGCUAGUCAAUUGCAUGUUUUCAACUGGGUGGAUGGGUCGUAUUUCGACUAUAAUUAUUUCGAUCCACUGGUGAAUUCCACUGGAAACUGCUUGCAAAUGGACUUAUCCUAUCGAUAUGACAGAGGUCUUUGGUCGGAGAUCAGUUGUCAAUCAGUCAAUAACUUCUUGUGUAAGAGGAAAAUUGGAGCCACGAAACAAAUUAAGGAACUCUCACAACAUACCAAUCAUUUUGACCUCUCGGACCCCUCUAACUGCAACACUACUCUUCUGAUGGCUCCUGGAGUUUUCACUUCAUUUGGAUACGGUACUUCCCCACUACCUAACACCUACUGUUACUGGAGACUAGCCUCCGUUGGGGCCUAUAAAGUUGGAAUUUACUUCACAGACUUCUCGGUUUGGUUCAACAUGAACAUUGAGGACCAGUACGGAGAAACAAUCGCUAGGUCCACUGGCAACCUCCAACCGUUUUCUGUAUUAGCUUCGACUACUAUUGCAACUGUGACGCAUCUUCAAACUGAUGAUACACCGAGUUAUAAUCGACACGGAUUCCGGGCUGUUGUUUUGCCGUAUUGA